Messenger RNA from Aspergillus ruber CBS 135680, 1296 nucleotides. RefSeq lists its product as uncharacterized. Lineage: Eukaryota; Fungi; Ascomycota; Eurotiomycetes; Eurotiales; Aspergillaceae. The record is from RefSeq and is a predicted model, not a curated record. The transcript has 2 exons. Bases 1 to 1296 code for a protein of 431 amino acids.
AUGAAGUUCGCUGGAAUCGCUGCCAUGGCCGCCGUCGUCACCGCCGUGACCGGUGCUGCUAUCCCCAACGUCAACGCUGCCCUCGCCGAGGUUCACCAGGUGACUGGCGAUGUCCAGGGUCUCCUUUCCGGCUCCGGCUCUGGGGCUGAUGUUGCCAAGCUCGUUUCUCAGCUCGAGAAGGUCGAGUCUGAGCUGAAGAAGCUCACCACCCAGAAGCGCGACCUUGUUGACGCUGAUGUUGCUGCUAAGGCUAAUGUCGCCAACGCCGUCAAGGCCGAUGCUGAUGUCGGUGCCCACGUCCUCGGGCGCUCUCUGAUCGACGUCGGUGCCGACGUCGAUGUUGACAUCCUCAACAAGAUCAAGGCCGCCCUCGGUGUCGACGCUAAGGUCCUCAAGCGCGGCCUCAUCGAUGCCGACGUCGCUGCCAAGGCUAACGUUGCCAACGCUGUCAAGGCUGAUGCUGAUGUUGGUGCCCACGUCCUCGGGCGCUCUCUGAUCGACGUCGGUGCCGACGUCGAUGUUGACAUCCUCAACAAGAUCAAGGCCGCCCUCGGUGUCGACGCUAAGGUCCUCAAGCGUGGCCUCGUCGAUGCUGAUGUUGCUGCCAAGGCUAACGUUGCCAAUGCUGUCAAGGCUGAUGCUGAUGUUGGUGCCCACGUCCUCGGGCGCUCUCUGAUCGACGUCGGUGCCGACGUCGAUGUUGACAUCCUCAACAAGAUCAAGGCCGCCCUCGGUGUCGACGCUAAGGUCCUCAAGCGUGGCCUCGUCGACGCUGAUGUUGCCGCCAAGGCUAACGUUGCCAAUGCUGUCAAGGCUGACGCUAAUGUUGGCGCCCACGCGCUCAAGCGCUCUAUCAUCGACCUCGGUGUUGACGUCGAUGUUGACCUCCUCAACAAGAUCAAGGCUGACCUUGGUCUCGAUGCUAAGGUCCUCAAGCGCGGCCUCGUUAACCUCGACACUGGUGCCGAGGCCAACGUUUUCAACAUCGUCAACACCGAUGUUGACGCUGAAGCCAGCCUCCUCAAGCGUUCCCUCAUCGAUGUCGGUGCCGACGUCGAUGUUGAGCUCCUCAACAAGAUCAAGGCCGCCCUCGGUAUCGACGCCAAGGUCCUCAAGCGUGGCCUCGUCGACGCUGAUGUUGCCGCCAAGGCUAACGUUGCCAAUGCUGUCAAGGCUGACGCUAAUGUUGGCGCUCACGCGCUCAAGCGCUCUAUCAUCGACCUCGGUGUUGACGUUGACGCCGACCUCCUUGACCAGAUCAAGGCUGCCAUUGGUGUUGACGUUUCGGUCCUGUAA